Messenger RNA from Thyridium curvatum, 1182 nucleotides. RefSeq lists its product as uncharacterized. Lineage: Eukaryota; Fungi; Ascomycota; Sordariomycetes; Thyridiales; Thyridiaceae. Gene Ontology annotation, molecular function: metallopeptidase activity; translation initiation factor activity; translation initiation factor binding. The record is from RefSeq and is a predicted model, not a curated record. Gene Ontology annotation, cellular component: eukaryotic translation initiation factor 3 complex, eIF3m. Gene Ontology annotation, biological process: translational initiation. Bases 1 to 1182 code for a protein of 393 amino acids. The transcript has 2 exons.
AUGGCUGUCGAUCUGGAAGACUUCCUUCACCUCUCGCGGCCUCUGGCGCCGCAGAUGGGCUACAACACCAACAUUGCCCCGCUCACCGUCAACAUCCAGCCUCAGGCUGACAUUUCCCUUCCUCCCUCCCCCUCCCCACAGGCCAUCUUCUCCAUCCUCGACCAUGCCUCCCGCCGCGACAUCCGCGACGCCCCCAACACCCGCGUCAUCGGCGCCCUCGUCGGCGUCCGCAGCGAGGACGGCACCGAGGCCGAGGUGCGCUCCUGCUUCGCCAUCCCCCACACCGAGAACGAGGACCAGGUCGAGGUCGACGUCGAGUACCAGAAGAACAUGCUCGCCAUGACCCUGCGCGCCAACCCGCGCGAGUCCCUGCUCGGCUGGUACACGACCUCGCACGAGCUCAACUCGUUCAGCGCCCUCAUCCAGAACUUCUUCGCCGCGCCCGAGACGGGCACCUUCCCCCACCCGGCCGUCCACCUGACCAUCAGCACCGAGGCCGGCCGCGACGUCGAGACGCGCUGCUACGUCUCGUCGCCCGUCGCCGUCAACGCCGACCGCGCCUCCGAGUCGUGCUUCUUCGUCGAGGUCCCGCACCGCAUGCUCUACGGCGACGCCGACCGCGCCGCCCUCGAGGCCGUCUCCUCGGCCGCCGACCUUGAGGCCCGCACCGCGCCCCUGACGAGCGACAUCGAGGGCCUCGCCCGCAGCAUCGAGCAGACGCUCGACCUGCUCGACCGCACGUCCGACUUUGUCGGCGCCAUCCUGGACGAGGAGCGCGAGCCCAACCACGCCAUCGGCCAGUACCUCAUGAACUCCAUGUCCCUGGCCCCCAAGGUCGACGCCGCCGCCAUCGAGCACGACUUCAACAACCACAUCCAGGACGUCCUCAUGGUCUCGUACCUGGCCAACACCAUCCGCACCCAGAUCGACCUCGCCCAGCGGUUAGCCACCUCGGCCCUGACCAUGGGCGACAAGGACGACAAGAAGGACGGCGAGGAGGGCGGCAAGUCCGAGCGCGGCCAGGGCGGUCAGAGGGGCGGCAAGAGGGGCGGCAGGGGAGGCGGCCGCGGCGGCGGCCAGCGGGGCGAGCCCCGGGAGCACAGAGAGCCCCGGGAGCCCCGGGAGCCUAGGGAGCCCAGGGAACCCAGGGAGCCGAGAGAGCCGAGAGAGCCGACCGAGUAG